UAUGUCGGGGCUCCUGUGGCCUACAUUCAGCAGAUCUUGGUGAAAGCUACCGUCUCCCCGUGGCAGAAGAACUUCCUUGCUGUUGAUGUAUUCCGUUCACCCCUCUCCCGCGUCUUCCAGCUGGUGGAGGAGAUCAGAAACCAUGCCCUGAGAGACAGUUCUGGUGUCAAGAGCUUGGAGGAAGUUUGCCUGCAGGUAACAGAUCUCCUGCCUGGCCUCAAGAAGCUGCGGAAUCUGCUCCCCGAACACGGCUGUCUGUUACUGUCUCCAGGCAACUUCUGGCAGAACGAUCGAGAGCGAUUCAAUGCUGACCCAGAUAUCAUCAAAACCAUCCACCAGCAUGAACCAAAGACAUUGCAGACGUCGGCCACCCUCAAAGAUCUGUUGUUUGGGCUCCCUGGAAAGUACAGCGGGGUGAACCUCUAUAACCGGAAGCGAGUGGUAUCGUACACUGUCACACUGGGCCUCCAGCGCUAUGAUUCCAGGUUCCUCAGCAGCCUCCGCUCUCGCCUCAAGCUGCUGCAUCCCAGCCCUAACUGCACGCUGCGAGAGGAGAACAUCGUUCACGUCCACUUCAAGGAAGAGAUUGGCAUUGCUGAGCUGAUACCCCUCGUCACCACCUACAUUAUACUCUUCGCUUACAUCUACUUCUCCACACGGAAGAUCGACAUGGUGAAAUCGAAAUGGGGUCUGGCGCUGGCAGCUGUCGUGACGGUGCUCAGCUCUCUGCUCAUGUCCGUCGGGCUGUGCACGCUCUUUGGUUUGACGCCUACUCUUAACGGAGGGUAUGUUUCCAACCCCAGACCUCUUGCUGAAGAAGGGGAGAAGGAGGAGAAAUUGUUGACAUCAGCUGUUAAAUGCUUAAUCGUUAAGAUCCAGCAUUUUCCAGAGUAG
This is a messenger RNA of Eurypyga helias (sunbittern), 894 nucleotides long. RefSeq names its product sterol regulatory element-binding protein cleavage-activating protein-like. The annotation marks the transcript as partial. Gene Ontology annotation, biological process: SREBP signaling pathway. NCBI's taxonomy places the organism in Eukaryota, Metazoa, Chordata, Aves, Eurypygiformes, Eurypygidae. Gene Ontology annotation, cellular component: endoplasmic reticulum membrane; Golgi membrane. The record is from RefSeq and is a predicted model, not a curated record. The transcript is spliced from 5 exons. Gene Ontology annotation, molecular function: sterol binding.